GAAAAAUACAUUUCUGAGAAGUUGAACCAUUGAGCAAUAUGUACUAGUUGCAGUCCCACUUCAGUAUAUAAGGGAUUCUGUACAAUCACCUUCUCGUUACACUGAAACAUGGAGCGAUGCGGUGUCUUGUUGGUAGGUCUUCUGGUGAUAUUACCAAGGACACAAACAGAGGAGAAUCCCCUUGAAAAAUGCUUCCAUGAUCCCGAUUAUGAGUUUCUACUACAGAUUGCGGAAAAUGGCCUCAACAAGACUCAGUGUCCUAAGCAUAUUGCAAUUGUCGGAGCUGGAAUGUCUGGAUUAAUUGCUGCUAAACUGCUGGAGGAAGCUGGCCACAGGAUAACUAUCCUGGAAGCCAGUGACCGAGUUGGUGGGCGCGUACUCACUUACAGGAACAAGAGCAGGGGCUGGUACGCAGAGUUGGGAGCAAUGAGAAUUCCUUCUUCACACAAAAUUAUCCACCACUACAUUAAAUACUACAAUCUCAGCCUAAACAACUUCAUCCAUACAGACAGAAACACAUGGCACUUUGUCAAUGGACGCCGCACAAAAACGUACGCAGUUGAUGACAACCCUGACAUCUUGGGCUAUCCCGUGAGAGAAGAUGAAAAGGGGAAAUCUGCUGACCAGCUGUACACUGAGGCAGUUGCAAAGAUCUCUGAUGAAAUGAAGAGAACCCCAGCCAACUGCAGUUCCGUCUUCAAGAAAUAUGACUCCUAUUCUAUAAAGGAAUAUUUACAGAAGGAAGGCAAUUUAAGUAGAGCAGCAGUCCGAAUGGUUGGUGAUAUUCUCAAUGAGCAGUCCUUGUUUUACACAGCUUUAACUGAAAGUCUACGAGAUGAAGCUGACCUCAAUGACAAAGUCACAUUUCAUGGAAUAAGUGGUGGUCUUGAACUACUGCCCAGAGCUAUAUAUCAACGUCUUAGUUGUGCAAUUCUUCUGAAAUCAAAAGCUGUGGAAAUAAAUCAAAACCUGCAGGAUGUCAGAAUUGUUUACAAAGACAAGGAUGACAACUCAGUCACUAACCUCAAGGCAGAUUACCUUCUGUUCACUGGGACAGCAAAGGCUGCUUUGCAUGUAAAAUUUAACCCACCACUUCCAGAUUUUAAAAUAGAGGCCCUUCGUAACACCCACUAUGAUAGUUCAACUAAAAUAUUCCUGGCAUUUCGAGAGAAGUUCUGGGUGGAGGAAGGGAUACGUGGUGGGAAAUCAAUCACAGAUCACCCAUCAAGGUACAUUUACUACAUCAGUAACAGUUUCCCAAGUGGAGUUGGUUUAGUGCUUGCUUCGUAUACCUGGUCAGAUGAUUCCUCAUUCUUUCUUGGAAUGAGUGAUGAUGAAUGCAUGCAAUUGGCACUCAGUGACCUUGCUUCAAUACAUGGUGAAAAGAUUCGAAGCCUCUAUGAAGGUGGUGUGGUGAAAAAAUGGAGCUUGGAUGAGUACAGCCUUGGUGCCUUUGCUUUGUUCACCCCGUAUCAGCUGACAGAAUAUUCUUCCGAUGUGUUUAAGCCUGCAGGAAGAGUACAUUUCGCUGGAGAACACACUGCCCUCCCUCAUGCUUGGAUCGAGACUUCGAUAAAGUCUGCAGUUAGGGCAGCCAGAAAUAUUAAUAAUGAAGCAUGUACUGAAGUCCUUCCUAAUGAAAAGACAGAACUUUAAAAAAAAAAAAAACUCAAAAGUGUUGUCGUCUAUAUACAAAUCAUCUUUAGGCAGAAAUGUGAAAAUACCACCUUUUUGUCUGAAACAAAUAUUUGUAAAACUUGAUCAUUUGUUUCUGUAUGUUUCUGUUUUUUUUUUUUUUUUUGCAAACUAACAGGCAUACAAUUUUAAAAAAGAGACAUGAUUUUGUACUGGAUACUUUUUAGGAAAAUACAAAGAUUUUAUGGAAUGGAGCCAGCACAAUCAUGCCCGUGAUUUGACUUAUAUUGGUAAAACAUCCUGUCCAAUGCCGCAGUGCUAUUGACAAUCCUGUUACCAACCAUUUGUUGUAGAAUAAACACAAUUUAUUUAUGUUUAGAUUCUUGGGUAUUGAAAGGGGUUUUGUGCCCAAAAGAGGUGUCACUGUCAAUUAUCUUUUGUUAAAAUGUUAAUGUUUUUGGAUAUACACUUUGGGCACCUUGAAUCCAGAUGGUCUUAAUGAAGAGUUGGAUCUCAGUAAAACUAUCUUAUAUUAUAUAUUGAUGUUUAUGAUCUUUGCAUGUACAGAUAUUGGAUUAUGAAUCUGUAUACUACUUUGGAAAUAUGUUGUUUACAAUUAUGUUUGACUUUUCAGAUAUGAAGAUGUCAGAUUGAUUUUGAAUAAAUGUUCAGCUUCAAUUAGG
Molecule: messenger RNA, 2318 nt
Organism: Acipenser ruthenus (sterlet)
Lineage: Eukaryota; Metazoa; Chordata; Actinopteri; Acipenseriformes; Acipenseridae
Product: L-amino-acid oxidase-like
Exons: 7
Coding region: 109-1656 (515 amino acids)
Biological process (GO): amino acid catabolic process
Molecular function (GO): L-amino-acid oxidase activity; polyamine oxidase activity
Source: RefSeq, a predicted model, not a curated record